ACGAACAAAGCGAGCGAGGGAGAAGAAAAUCCCUUACGGAAAUUAGGCAAGAUAGAAAAGGAUAGCGAAUAAAAUGAAACUGUGACUGGUUUUGAAUGACAGAGCGUCACAAUUCAGCACGCGGAAAAACAACCCCUUAGUAUUUUGGAUUUUUUGCGUACAUCGUGGUUUAUUUUCAGUAAAUCUAAUUGUAUUCAACAAUGGUUACAUGUUCUGUGAGUGAUUGUGGUGUUAAUAAUAGAAAUAAACCUGAAAAUUGCACAUUUCACAGAUUCCCUCUAUAGAUACUAUAAUAAGACGAAAGUGGUUGAAAUUUGUUGGAAGCGUUGGUUGGAAUCCAAAGAAGAACUUUACCAUUUGCAGCAAUUCGACUUAAGAAUGAAUGUAAACUUAAUAACUUAGGAAACGAAACUGUAAUGAACCAGUUAAAUAAAUAAAUAUGUGGGAACAUCUCAGACACGGCCAUCCGAGGCAGAGCUAUGGGUCAGACAGCUGAUAUAUCUAAGAUUGUUCUGUUUAACCCUUAAUCAAGCAAUGGUAGAAUAAGUGCCACCUCAACAUGGCAACAUUUUUUUCCAAAAAAAUAUAUGCUACUUGAACGCACCCGGUAGUUUUUUUUUUAUUUGACACUUAUGGAAAUAUUUUAUUGUUAGGUUGGUAAUUCUUUGAAAACAAAAGUGACAUUUAGCUGUUUUGGCGGAAACAAAAAAAUUGGCGCCAUAUUUGUAAGUUUUCAACACAGUUUCGCUGCAAUAUUUCGGAUAUAUCGAUAUUGUGACUUGAAAAAUUUCGGUAAGUACAUUAUGAUGCUUUAUUUACAAUCUUUAUAAUGUGUUUAUUGAUAGAAAACUUGUGAAUGACUAUUUCCAAUAAUCUAUCGAAUAUAAAAAUUGUUACAAAGUUGGUGGCUAAUAUACGACCAUUGUCCGAUUGUUGCCAAACCUGGUCGAAAUAUCACUACUAUUUUAUCUGUUUCUUGCCCCAAUUUAUUGAUAUUAUUUUAUGUAAUUUUACAGAUUGAGAAGAGAUGGCGUCAAGCAAACCCUUGUCUGAUACAGCGCUGCAAAGGAUAUUGGAAAAUUGGUCAGACAUUGACUCGGACGACGAAAUCGACAGUAAUAUAUUUGUACCUUCUCCACAAAACUCAUUUUUUGAACCAACUGAUGACAUAGUGGAACGUGGAUUAGAACGUAUUUUUAUGAAUUCUGAGGAGGUUGAAAGUCCUCCUACUCCCCCAGUGCCAGGUGAAAUAGAAAUACAUACAACAAACAGGUUAAAUUUGACCAUAUCUAAACCAGUCAGGAGCUAUGAAGAUUGGAAGAUGAAAAAAAAUACACAUAAAAUUCCUAAAUUUACAACCAAGUUUGGAUCAAAAAUUGCAUAUUCACAUAAAAGUCAACCAAUUGAAUUUUUCGACAAUAUGUUUCCAGAGCAGCUCAUAAAUACUAUCGUGACUGAGACCAAUCGUUACGCCACUCAAGAAAAGCACAUUUUCGAUCCAACUAAUCCAGCUGAAAUCAGAGCAUUUCUCGGCGUAAUGAUUAUGAUGGGCUUACAUCCACUGCCGGAUUAUGAGCUGUACUGGUCAACAGACCGAUUUUAUAAUAACCCCGAUAUUUCAGCGGCAUUCAGUUUGAAAAGAUUCAAGAAAAUACUUGAAAAUUUGCACCUGAACAACAACAGUACUGAAGCUCCCCGUGAUUCCGUGAAUUUUGAUAGGUUGCACAAGCUAAGGCCACUAAUAGAUAUACUGAAUAGAAUAUUUAUAGAACAGGCGGAAGAAUCAACAGUUUAUUCAGUGGACGAGUGCAUGGUGAAGUUCAAAGGGCGGUCUACAAUGAAGCAGUACAUGCCCAUGAAGCCAAUAAAACGUGGAUAUAAGGUAUGGGCUCGGUGUGAUGCAAAGACUGGCUAUUUAUACGCCUUCGAAAUUUAUACAGGAAAACAGGAAACUCUGGAUGAAGCUGGUCUUGGUUUUACGGUAGUGACGAAUUUAUGCCAGAAUGUGCCGCGAAACUCUUUAGUCACCUUCGAUAAUUUUUUUACGAGUUGCAAGUUGGUUGAUGUUCUGUAUGAAAAUGGAAUUUUUUCGAUUGGGACUGUCAGGAAGACUAGAAAAGGAUUACCAGAGUUCAUGAAAGAGAAACCUACAAACAAGAGAGAAAAACUUGCGAAAAAUGAGUUCGCGGCCUUGACUAGUGAGCCUAUAGUAGCUGUUAAGUGGCUAGAUACAAAGGAAGUUACUGUUCUUUCGUCUGCGCAUAAGUCAUCGGAAGUAACCACUGUAAAGCGAACACAAAAGGACGGCACGAAAAAGGAAGUAUUUUGCCCAAAGGCGAUAGCAGACUACACAUUAUAUAUGGGGGGCGUUGAUCAUUUUGAUCACUUUCGUUCGUCCUAUCCCACAGGAAGAAAGUCUCGGAAAUUCUGGAUGCGAUUAUUCUUCUUCAUGCUGGAUGCUGCAAUCAUAAACUCUUACAUAAUAUACCUAACAAAACACCCACAACGGGUUUCAAGUCAUCGCGAUUUCAGAUUGCGACUAGCGAGAGCACUGAUUGGAGAUUUUACAUGUAAAAAACAGAGGCAAAUUAUUUUUAAAAAUAAGAGAGGCGGCAAUUUUGGAGUGCCUGAUGAAAUUCGACUACAAAGUGUUGGAAUCCAUUUUCCGGAGGCGCAGGAUACUUACAAGCGGUGCAAGUUUUGCUCAACCAAAAAAGAAACAAAAAGGUCGAAUAUAAAAUGUUCGUGCUGUGGUGUAUCUCUAUGUACAAAAGGAUGCUUCAAAAAAUUUCACAUGGCACUUAACCCAGAAUCCUUAUAGAUACCAUAUAUGUAUUACUUACUGUCUAAAUAAAGUCUUCUUUUUAUUUUAAUUAUUUGA
Molecule: messenger RNA, 2881 nt
Organism: Plutella xylostella (diamondback moth)
Lineage: Eukaryota; Metazoa; Arthropoda; Insecta; Lepidoptera; Plutellidae
Source: RefSeq, a predicted model, not a curated record